AUGGCGCGGAGGGAGGCGGAGGAAGCGGCGGAGGCGACAGUGGAGAAAAAGCGCAAGAUCAGCGAUGACCUGGCAGCGAUAGAUUUGGUUCCCAUCCCAGCAGAGGAAUCCUGGGUUGAGCAAGGGCUCGAUGUCAUCCUCGCUGCUGUGGCGGAUUCCAGCCCUGUCGGUCGACCGCGAAGACUCGCGGCGCUGCUGGAGCUGGAAAGGCGCUCUGGGAUCUUGAGGAACCUCCGGACGGCAAGGGAGACGGCGGAGACUCUGUGGCUGCAGCUCAGGGACACGGCGAGUGGCGACGUCCAUGCUCUCUGCCUCUGCGUUGCUGCCCUUGAGACGCUCGCCUGCUCCCCCAAGAUCAUCGACGCCGAAGCGCGGCUCAAGCUGCAGCCCCACCCUCGGCUUGCACGCGGUCAGAGCGAGUUGAUCGCCGACGCGAUCGUGCAUGAGAUGAUCGAGGCUGUAACGACGCCCAAGAUCGCCCCGAGGCUCAUGCAGCGCUGCAUGAUCGCGCUGCUGAGGAUAGGAGCUGCGAGGCCGGAGAUGCAGCGGCCGGGGCUGGGGUCGGCGAUCGGGCUAACCCUGAGGGAAGGAAACUCGCAGUGUAGGAAGGUGGCGCUGGAGCUGCUGGCGCAGUCUAAGGUCUCAGUCGGGAGCCAGGAGGGACUUCAGAUCUGCCGCUCGUUCCGCAAGGAUGCUGACCACGUGGUGCGGGCGGCUGCGAUCAUGAGCCUUCAAGCAUGGCGGCCCAUGGACGCGACCAUGCUUGAGGACGCGGUGAGCAGCCUAUCGGACGACAUAGCGGAGGUGCGAGAACAAGCCUUAGUGUGGCUGGGAAACAUCGCGAUCGACAAUCGCUCUUUUCACUUCCCCAAGUCGAAGAAGACGGAAGUCAAGCUCACGGACUCCUGCUUCAUGCAGGUAUGCGGAGCUGUCUUCGACAGUGAGAUGAGCGUGAGGGAGGAAGCAUGCCGCGUGCUGGGAACGAUCCCCGCGGUCAGCGUGCAUUACAUGCUGCAGACGCUGACCAAGAAAGUCUUGUCUUCCGAGCAACUGAACGAGGUUGAACAAACGGCCCUGGAGGGGGAGGGAGACUUGCAGAUCUCGCAAGGUUCUUCUCUCCUCACAGCAGAUGCUGCUGGCGCCUUUGUGGUGGCUCUCGAGGAUGAGUUCUGGCAAGUGCGAUGCGCAGCCAUCGGAAGCAUCUGCGAUCUCGCACUGCGCAGCAGAACCUUUCGUGAGAAGGCGAUGGACGUGCUGGUGGACAUGCUGGCCGAUGAGAUCGAGAAGGUUCGAGUGGCAGCUGUGAACGCCCUCUCCCGCCUCCGCAACGUCAUUGAGUUUGCCGAGCAUCACCUCCAGGUUGUCUUGUCCCUGCUGGAGGAUGUUUCCGAGCCGCUCCGAGCUCGGGUCCAGCUGAUGCUGGGCAUGAUCCCCUUGACAAGCCCGCUAUGUCUCAACCUCACCGUCCGGGCCCUCCUGGACAAUAUCAGAAGGUACCCAAGUGACACCCCGAACAUCUACAAGGCGCUCUCGAAGCUGGGAAAGAACUGCUCGGCACUAGCUGAGGAGGUCACCCCAGCCCUUCUGGUCCAUCGCACGGACGACCAGCUGGAAAGCCCGUACCUCACCACUCAGGCUGACGUGGACGAUGAGACGUACGUGGGCAUCCUCGUCAUGGUUCUUUCAGCAGCUGCUGUAAACCCGCACGUGCUCGCUCAGUGUCCCUCCCACUGCCUGCGGCACUGGAGGCUGCUGAGGCAUAAGCACCCGCACCUCAUCCCCUGGAUCAAGGUAUAA
Guillardia theta CCMP2712 is the source of this 1797-nucleotide messenger RNA. RefSeq lists its product as hypothetical. Bases 1 to 1797 code for a protein of 598 amino acids. The transcript is spliced from 10 exons. Lineage: Eukaryota; Cryptophyceae; Pyrenomonadales; Geminigeraceae. The record is from RefSeq and is a predicted model, not a curated record.